CAAAACAACCAAGAAGCUGAGAGAACGAGACGUUCGACCGACCGCAGCGAGACCCCCAGAGACCGCCGCCAUGACCACCUCAUACGUGCAGGCUGACAAGCUGCAGCCCACCGCCUUCGAAGUGCAGUACUUCGACGACUACGACUACUACAACCUGACCGACCGAUACGUCUUGCCCACCGCAACCAGGAAGGGGCGCACAAAGAAAGAGGCGAAAGAGAACACCAACAAAGACAACCCGGGGGGACACGAGAGGAAGAUUGUAGACAAACUACAGAGGACGGAGGGCAAGAGGAAGUCUAAGCCUGGCAAAGAGUGACAGAGGUUGAUCUCCGGACGGCACUAGGGAGCAGGACUUGAUGGCAUGUGACAGGCACAGAGAACAUGGCGGGUCAGGGAAGGCGGACAGAAGACUCUGCCAGUCCCAGGACGCUACAGAGCAGGCGGCUGACGUUCGACCAUCUGCAGAGCAUCGCUCCGCUACAGCGCCUCCCCCAGCAGAGCUGCAGCACAUCGCACCUUGUUGUAGUGCUGUAGAGGAGGCAGAGCAUUGCUAAUUCUGUGAUGCAAAGUUGUACUGUAACCCCCUCAGCCAGUGGGCGGAGUCACAGCUUCACUAACCAUUUUACGGCUGUAGGUAAUGGAAGAAAAGGUUACAAUAAAGAUAUUUGAUGUAAACAACAA
Messenger RNA from Hyla sarda, 684 nucleotides. RefSeq names its product nuclear protein 1-like. Bases 71 to 319 code for a protein of 82 amino acids. The record is from RefSeq and is a predicted model, not a curated record. Gene Ontology annotation, cellular component: nucleus. The transcript has 3 exons. Gene Ontology annotation, biological process: negative regulation of cell cycle; negative regulation of cell population proliferation; regulation of transcription by RNA polymerase II. NCBI's taxonomy places the organism in Eukaryota, Metazoa, Chordata, Amphibia, Anura, Hylidae.